Messenger RNA from Dentiscutata heterogama, 763 nucleotides. Lineage: Eukaryota; Fungi; Glomeromycota; Glomeromycetes; Diversisporales; Gigasporaceae. The record is from the annotation of a GenBank genome assembly.
GAUACUUUAGGUGGGAGUCCACCUCUCGAGAAUAUUCAAAGCCCAGUUUCUAGUACAUUGUCUUCAACUAAUUCAGUAAUCGGGCAAUAUUCACCUACGACUUCAAACAUUCCGAAUGGUUCUAGUAAAUUAAAAGUAUCUACUAGUGUUCCAGAUUUUCGUAGUUACAGCCCAAAGGGGCCUAGUCCUAUAAUAAUUAAUCCUCGAACAUCCUCAAUUGGUUGGGACAGAGAAAGUAAUAAGAGUCUUUCUCCUAAUUCAGCUCUUCCUGAACAUGAAAAUAGUAUUUACGCCGGACUAAGGGUUGUGGGGAGCGUAUCAAUUUCACAUUUACCAGAGCAGUCACAAUCUUUUGCUGCUUCGCAUUCACAUAAUAUUCAUAAUCAACCUGUUAUACAACAAUAUUCAAUGAGCAAGUCAGAAGACAAAAACAUAAGUCCCCAAUCUAGUAAGAGACAGAUUAAACAUACAUCUCAUAAUAGAUCGCAAAGUCAUUCGUCAAGUGACUAUACGUCUUAUUAUGAUCCUCCAAAAAAAAAAAUUAUUCAAGUAACUAAGAACAUGGAACACUUUCGUUUAGCCAAAUUUACUGAUUAUGAAGAUCCCGAUUCGAUAAAAGAUGUAAUAUUCUCUCAUCUAGAUAUUGACCAAAAUGAGAAAGAAAAUUAUACAAUUCAUGUGGCUGAGAUCGGUCAGGACGAAAUAGGUCCAGCAAUUAGUGAUGAUGAUCUCGUUCAAAUAUGCAUGAACGCAGAUGAUCGUG